Molecule: messenger RNA, 700 nt
Organism: Brassica napus (rape)
Lineage: Eukaryota; Viridiplantae; Streptophyta; Magnoliopsida; Brassicales; Brassicaceae
Exons: 3
Coding region: 95-595 (166 amino acids)
Cellular component (GO): chloroplast
Source: RefSeq, a predicted model, not a curated record
AAUUAUCGGACGUUAUUUUGAUACUCAUUACAAAACGGCCCCAAAUGUUUUGAAUAGAGCCAAUUGAGUCCUCUGAUCCUUUUAUCUUCUUCAAAUGGGGAGUCUCUUCAUCUCCACCGUGCCUCUGUUGCCGUUCCGGAUUCAGACGCAGACCCGACUUGCUGUAAUCAGUACGCGAGCGAAUAACCGAUCAUUCAAUCACAAGCCGACAAGGAUUUGCACGAAAGUUAGAGGUUUGGGAGGAAAUGGAAGAGGGCAGAAUGAUUCGAGGUUUGUCGAUGAAAAUGGCGGAGUUGAGGACAUGGAAGGUUACUUGGAUCAUCUCUCACUCGAAUACGACUCCGUAUGGGACACAAAGCCCUCCUGGUGUCAGCCAUGGACGAUAGUGGUGACGGGUUUAUCAAUAGUGGCAUGUAGCUGGGUGAUUUUACAUUCGGUUUUAGUUUCAUCGCUUGCCGUUGCUUUAAUUGGCGCUUGGUGGUACAUUUUCCUUUACAGCUACCCAAAGUCUUACUCAGAAAUGAUUGCUGAAAGAAGGGCAAGAGUAGCUGAUGGCUUUGAAGAUAUUUACGGCAAAGACAAGAAGACUCUGUAGACAAAUCCCCGCUCCUUAUGUUGGAAAUAACACAUUCGUUUGCUUGUCGCUUAAACCAUGUAUCUAUCGGUUCAUCUUAGUUUCAAUUCACAUAUAUGUUUGGAU